CCGCGCGCCAAGCCCACAAAGAUAGGAAAAGCGCCGCGCGGGGCGGGACUUGGCUCGAAAGAGACGCACUUUGAACGGCGUCCGACGGAGCCAAUCCCCUUGCCCUGAAGUGAAGCCCUUCUGGGCCAAUGGGUGACGGGGAGGCAACGCUUCAGCGAAGGCGGGGCGUCCGGGAGGGGGCCCCGUGCGCCGGGUAAUGGAGGCUCAGUGCGCGAGCGGCCAUUGAGGAGGCAGGAGCUGCGUGUGUGUACCAAGGGAGGGGGUGGGGCGGCUGCUGGAGGAGUUCGAGCCCCAACUCUUGUCUCCAUUUGCGACAGCGGCGUCGGCUCGGCGGCGCGUCCCUCCCUCGCGGCGCGGGGGCCUCAGGGAGGGGGGAGAUGGAGAUGAAGAAGCGCAUCACGCUGGAGUUGAGGAAUCGGGCCCCGGAGAAGGUGACAGAGUUGGUGCUUGAUAACUGUCGAUCCAGCAAUGGUGAAAUUGAAGGCCUGAAUGAGUCAUUUAAAGAGCUAGAGUUUCUCAGCAUGGCCAAUGUAGAACUGACAUCACUGGUCAGACUCCCCACCUUAAGUAAGCUCCGAAAGUUGGAAUUGAGUGACAACAUCAUUUCAGGAGGCCUGGAAGUCCUGGCAGAAAAAUGUCCGAAUCUCACAUACCUAAAUCUAAGUGGCAACAAAAUCAAAGAUCUUAGCACUGUGGAAGCCCUUCAAAAUCUUAAAAGCUUGAAGAGUCUUGACUUGUUCAAUUGUGAGAUCACAAACCUGGAGGAUUACAGAGAAAGCGUUUUUGAGCUGCUUCACCAAAUCACAUACCUAGAUGGAUUUGAUCAGGAAGAUAACGAGGCACCUGAUUCAGAGGAGGAAGACGAGGAAGGAGAUGAGGAUGAUGAUGAAGAUGAGGAUGAAGCUGGUCCACCAGGAGAGUAUGAAGAGGAUGAUGAUGAAGAUGAUGGAGGUUCAGAUUUGGGGGAGGGUGAAGAGGAGGAGGAGGAAGUGGGCCUUUCAUAUCUGAUGAAGGAGGAGAUUCAGGAUGAAGAAGAUGAUGAUGACUAUGUUGAAGAAAGAGGUGAUGAGGAAGAAGCAGAGGGUGUCCAAGGGGAAAAGAGGAAACGAGAUCCUGAAGAUGAGGGCGAGGAAGAGGAUGAUUAAGUCACUAUAGAAAUAAAUAGGACCAGAGUCUUUACGUUACAGAAUACGCAAUAGUGAUCAUGCAGAUCUGUAUGUCUCCAUGUACCAUAGAUGUCCUUACAGAAGAUAACGUUAACUUUUUAUAGGAAAGGUGUGGUUUUACUAUUUUUGCCCUUUUUAUCAUUCCAAAUAAGAUGUAAUAGCCUGGUAGUGAACAUAUGUAGAAAACGACUUUCAACCCUAUAAUCACUGAACCCAUUGUCAAGUUUUCCCCUAGAAUUUUAUUUGGACUUCUUUUGUUUUAUACAAGCUUGCAGUGUUUGUCAUUAUUAGUCCACAAUUAAAGACAGACUUUUACAUGGGUUUAGUAUGGCAAAUUUCAUUUAAGAUUUUAAAAUUAUAAGUAAACUGAAAUCAAAGAUGCUGUAAUGUGAUAAAGUCAACAGUCUAUUUCAAAUGAAAAGUUGGUUAUAUCCAAUUGAGCUGACCACAGGUCCUACUUGGAAUCAACUUGAUUAUUUUAACUUU
Dermochelys coriacea (leatherback sea turtle) is the source of this 1652-nucleotide messenger RNA. RefSeq names its product acidic nuclear phosphoprotein 32 family member E (gene ANP32E). Gene Ontology annotation, biological process: regulation of apoptotic process. The record is from RefSeq and is a predicted model, not a curated record. Gene Ontology annotation, molecular function: histone binding; phosphatase inhibitor activity. The transcript has 7 exons. NCBI's taxonomy places the organism in Eukaryota, Metazoa, Chordata, Testudines, Dermochelyidae. Bases 378 to 1145 code for a protein of 255 amino acids. Gene Ontology annotation, cellular component: nucleus.